CUUUCCCCAAGUCUCUCGUUCAGUUAAUACCCCUUCGCAUCCCGCUCGAAACCAAGAAAUAGAGGGAACCACUCCCAUCUAUCCAAAAUGCCCGCCGGAAUUUUCAACUCGACAUACUACGGAAAGGACUACCGCGCCGGUGCGGCCCUUCUGCGUGCUCGUCGGCCGUACCUGGUUAAGAAUGCGGUGACCGGGUUGGCGCUUUGUGGAAUCACGGUUGGUGUUUACGCUUACACCCUCCGCGCCGUCGGCCAGGAAGACUUCUCCGAUGUCCAGGUCCCCGAUACCCCCGCCGAGCCGAAGAAGCAAUGAUUGUAUUCGAACCUGCGUCUCUUUUCUAUGAAUGAAGCGAGUGUUAUUCGGAUAUUCUACGGGAUAAAUGGUGUAAUGGGGUAAAAAGGAGUAUAUGGGGACAAUUAUGCAUUCCUUUCCAUCAUUUUCAAUGGGAUUUUUUGUACGGAGAUACAAUAUCCAGGCUUCUACAUGUCGAUGUCGGGGUUAGGAAGUCAACACGAGCCGCUGCGCAGUGCUCAAGGGCCCUGGUAGCUUGGGGCAAGAAGAUGGCUCCAUACCUCGACUACGAGACACGAGACGAGAUACCUCCCGGCUCCUUUUUUGUUAUCUAGAUCUGUACAGUAUGUGUUAUUGAUAUCCUAUCAAUUUUUCUGUUCCCAGCUUGACUUGAGCUAUUACACUACGGGGGUCCCUCUACCUUAGCAACUCAUUAGACCUG
Messenger RNA from Aspergillus glaucus CBS 516.65, 733 nucleotides. RefSeq lists its product as uncharacterized. Gene Ontology annotation, cellular component: mitochondrial inner membrane. Bases 88 to 312 code for a protein of 74 amino acids. The record is from RefSeq and is a predicted model, not a curated record. The transcript has 3 exons. Gene Ontology annotation, biological process: mitochondrial respiratory chain complex IV assembly. Lineage: Eukaryota; Fungi; Ascomycota; Eurotiomycetes; Eurotiales; Aspergillaceae.